Molecule: messenger RNA, 1065 nt
Organism: Lonchura striata (white-rumped munia)
Lineage: Eukaryota; Metazoa; Chordata; Aves; Passeriformes; Estrildidae
Gene: DMRT1
Product: doublesex and mab-3 related transcription factor 1
Biological process (GO): regulation of transcription by RNA polymerase II; sex differentiation
Cellular component (GO): nucleus
Molecular function (GO): DNA-binding transcription factor activity, RNA polymerase II-specific; RNA polymerase II cis-regulatory region sequence-specific DNA binding
Source: RefSeq, a predicted model, not a curated record
CCUGCCGCGAUGCCCAGUGACACCCCGGCCAUCAGCAACCCCCCGGACGUCGCGGGCCCAGGGGACGAGGCGAACAGCUUCGGGCAGGCGGCGGCCGCCAUGGUCUCUGCCCCGGCGGACAGUGGCGCCGCCGCAGCGGGGAAGAAGCGUCCGCGACUGCCCAAGUGUGCCCGCUGCCGCAACCACGGCUACUCUUCGCCGCUGAAGGGGCACAAGCGCUUCUGCAUGUGGCGGGACUGCCUGUGCAACAAGUGCAGCCUCAUCGCCGAGCGGCAGCGCAUCAUGGCAGCGCAGGUUGCCCUAAGAAGACAGCAAGCUCAGGAAGAGGAACUGGGAAUCAGCCACCCAAUGCCCCUGCCCACUGUUGCUGAGAUGUUUGUUAAGAACAGUGGUGGCAGCCCUUGCCUCUCGCUGGGAAGCAGCAGCCCAGUGCACUCGACAGGUACAGCCAUGGCAGCAGCUAGUACACCACCAGAGGGACGGAUGCUCAUUCAGGACAUCCCUUCCCUCCCCAGCAGAGGGCACGUGGAGAGCACGUCUGAGCUGGUUGUGGACUCCGCCUACUACAGCAGUUUCUACCAGCCGCCUCUGUAUCCUUGUUACAGCAACCUGUGCAACUACUCCCAGUACCAGAUGGCAGUGGCUGGCGAGCCUUCCUCAAGUGAGACGGGGGGGGCAGUUGUAGGGUCUGCCAUGAAGAACAGCCGUCGAAGUCUCCCAGCAACAUACAUGCCGAGCCAGUCAGGGAAACAGUGGCAGGUGAAGGGCAUGGAGAAACACCACACCAUCAGCUCCCAGUACCGUAUGUGUUCCUACUACCCACCUGCUUCCUACCUGGGACAGGGGGUUGGCACUUCCAUGUGCCGCCCCCAAAUCCUGACCCCUGAGGACAUCCCCUCCUCCUCGGAGUCAAAAGCUAAAGGGUUUUCGCCGCCCAGCAGCCAGGACUCCGGCCCGGGGUGCCUGUCGAGCAGCAACGAGAGCGCCAAGGGGGAGCUGGAGUGCGAGCUCCCCGCGGAGCCCGACCAGCUCGCCAUGAGCCCGGUGCAGCAGGGUGGCGAGUAG